Molecule: messenger RNA, 585 nt
Organism: Jatropha curcas
Lineage: Eukaryota; Viridiplantae; Streptophyta; Magnoliopsida; Malpighiales; Euphorbiaceae
Product: putative mitochondrial protein AtMg00860
Source: RefSeq, a predicted model, not a curated record
AUGAAUGCAAUUUUUAAGCCUGUCCUUAGGAAGUUUGUGUUGGUGUUUUUUGAUGACAUCCUAGUGUAUAGUCAGUCUAGGGAAGAGCAUCUUCAACAUCUGGCUUGGGUAUUUAUGGCUAUGAGAACCCACACACUCCUUGCCAAGAAAAGUGAAUGCUCAUGUGGAGCUGCUCAGGUGGAGUAUCUUGGCCAAGUAAUAUCAGCUCAUAGAGCGCACAAUGACUCAGCCAAGAUUUCAGCAGUUAAGGAUUGGCCAGAACCCCAAACAGUGAAGCAAUGUAGAAGUUUUUUGGGUCUCACAGGGUACUACAGACCUUUUGUAGCUGGAUAUGGAACCAUAGCUCGACCUCUUAGAGACCUGCUUAAGCUUGGCAACUUCCACUGGACAGCAAAAGCACAAACUGCUUUUCAUGCCUUGAAGCAGGCCAAGAUUCAGGCCCCCUAUUCUUGCCUUGCAAAACUUUUCCAAAACUUUUAUUGUACAAACAGAUGCCAGCAGUCAUGGAAUAGGUGCUGUCCUUAUGCAAGAUGGACAUCCUCUAGCCUAUAUCAGCAGGACACUUCUCCAAAGUUCUACUUAUGA